Molecule: messenger RNA, 780 nt
Organism: Serendipita indica DSM 11827
Lineage: Eukaryota; Fungi; Basidiomycota; Agaricomycetes; Sebacinales; Serendipitaceae
Source: the annotation of a GenBank genome assembly
AUGGACUUGUACACAUCAACUGGUUCUACCUGGGUUGUCACUUACGCAUGCACAGCUGCAAAACAGCAAUCGUUGGCAGCGCUACUGGGGAGCCAAUACCGAUAUUUUAGCAUCGCCCUCAUCGUAUACUACUGCCUCUCCUAUGCCUCGACCGCCUAUCUUACAUACCGCGUCACAUCUGCACUCGCUCCAAAGAGCUUUUACUCGUUCAACCUCAGGAUCUGUGCCACCGCUGUCCACCCAAAGAUUAUGGGCUUUGUAUGGAUCCCGAGCAUGGUGUUUGAGACUUCCAUGUUCCUCAUCACCAUCUUCAAACUCUAUCAGCAGCGGUCGGGCCCCCACGGUGCGAGUAUCGGCCUCAGCACCAACCUCUUUUACGUCCUCUUCCGCGAUGGAGCGAGUUAUUACAUCAUCAUCAUAAUGGCCCUACGGACAUGGAACCUCUUUGCGUGGGCAGCGUUGCCAAGUUCUCUGGCAUACACGGGAAUAUUUAUCCUCUGGAGCGUCAUGUCCAUCGCCGUCAUGCGUUUACAGCUCAACUUGAUCAAAGCUGCAGACCCGAGUGUAAUUCCAACGGGGCUGUCCAAGGGUCCAACGGAUGUAUCACUUUCUGCGCUCAACUCUGGUCAGGUCUCUGGUCAGAUUCACCGCUUUGUGGCUCCUGGAGGUAUUGGUAAUGGAAGACGAACUAACGAGCCGCCCUCGACAUUCUUCCAUGAUGAGGUGGACAUCUAUGGGGACUAUGCUUCAAAUGGUCCGCAAGCGAGGCGAUGGUACUGA